AUGAGCAGCGAAUAUCUCAUCUAUCGACUGGAACUUCUGGUCCUCUUGCUCACUUUGCAAUGCUGCUUUUGUAAACGAGAGCUAGAGAUCCCGCUGGCUCCCUACAAUGUGAAGGUGAUUUUGAAGUCCUUGGACAGUUCGAAAUAAGACUAGUGAAGUACCUUAACGAAGAAUAUUUGAGAUUGAAGUUUUAUUUAUCUACUGUAUUUGGGAAGAGUCUCGCACGGCAAAAGCCUUUUCGGCACCACCUUGUCACGUUUUUAUGCCAAAGAUACCGUUAACAAAAUUUAUUCAAAUUUGACUCAACUUCGCUUCAAUGUCUUUUUUUUGCUAGUUUUUGGAGAAACUGUUUUAAAAAAAAACUGUUUAUUGCAUCUUCAAUGUAAGAAUACAUGUGCGAUCGACUUUCAUUGAGUUAACUGUGUUUAAACGGCGGCAGGAGCUGUGGCUUAUGCAGAGAAGUUGUGUAAUUCGCUCGUAGAACAUCAGGUACAAGAGAGGUCGUAGGAAGAAGUACGGUGCCGGCUUUCCAAAGGCCGAUAGCAGAGAUUGAGCCUUUUCACUGCAUGCAGCUUCCAAUAUUAUCUACCCCGGAGGGAUGAAAGGCUUGGUCGGCCUCGGAGGGACUCGAACCUACGACCUUGCGGACGUUAGAAAUGAGUCUUACCAGCUGAGCCAUGUCGCCCCAUUUGGAGAAACGGCAGCUUUUUUUUUUCAUUGAAAAAAAACGUGACCAUCUUGCGCAGAAUCAACUAUAAGUAGAAAACAAUACUCAAGUUUAUGAAAGAAGAGAAAAUGCAUUCAAAAAAUCUGGGGUUUAUUCAAAAGAAAAGUUGUGCCGCAGAAUAAAGUUCUUAGUUGCUUGCAGGUAAUGUGUCGGCAAGGCCGUCGUUACUCCAAACAAGCCAAUACUCCAAUACUAUGUGCUUCUUCUUCGACGUCUUGCGGCUACGUCGAGUUUGACAUGGCAGACCCAGUAAGCCUAGCUCCAACAGUGAGUUUUUGUUUUUCGCAAGUCAUUUUUCUUCGAAAACCAAAGGUGGGAGUGUACGACUGCGUCGACAGCGGGAUUCUUGAAGCUGAAGGCGAUGCUAGCAACGAAAUAGAUCGUACUUUUGAAAAGGUAUCAUUCGUAAUGGAAGCAAAAGUUGAAAAAGAUCGUCUUCAAGCCGCUAUUUUCCGAGCUGUGCGGCGCGACUCCUCGUUGUUCGAAGCUCACUUUGGAGCAGCUCAACCCAGCAUUUGUCAAAUACCUAAUCUCCCAGGUUUUUUUUUCAUUUCAAGUUUCAAGGUACUAAAAUGUUUCAGCAUGAGGUGAACAUCGAAGGCAUGCCAGACAUGUCAAUUCGCUUCUGCUGUUCCCUCUUCCAGUCGACACUUCAAAAAUUGGUACAGUCGGGCAAAGACUUUCUCCGUGAGUACAUUUUGUCUUUGCUUGAUAACCUUAGUUUUUGCUUGAACGGCUUGUGACGGAGCUUUAGUUCAAAAAAAAAACUGAUCAUGAGAUCGUUCCAGCGGUUGUGCCGACAGCUCCGGUCCGUUGUUUCCACGAAGAAUGCAGUUCCGGCGCCGUCGGCUGCCUUCUCCACACAGUUCAUGAAGAAUACGACUACGAUGGUUUCCCCCUGACAAAACUUCAUUACUAAUACUUUACUUAGAAGAAGAAAGAUUAAAAAUAAAACGUGUGCGUCGUUUCUACAAUGACGAUGAUGAUGAAGAAAACGAGUAUGUAGACGCUGUCGAGGUGAAUAACUUUUCAGAUCCGGAGAUAACUUUAUAGUUUCAGCUCACCCUAGAUGACGUCGACUUUGAAGUUGAAACACAACCAAAAAACAACGUUGUGGUGUCUACAACAAAGACUCCAAAGCCCACUAUGCCUUCCUUGAAUCUUCCUUUAAAAAUAAGUAAGAAAUAUUUUUGCAAUAUGUUCUGUAAGUUUUAUUAAGUGAAAUCCCGAACGUACUUCUAAUUUUUAAGUUUUUUGAAAAACUCUCUGAAAUUCUAAAUAAAGUGUUCAAAUCACUCAAUUCUCAUAUCUCAAAAUAUAGGUAUUUGCUACUAUUUGUAUUCUGCACCCGAAUGUGAUAAAUUUUCGCGAGUUUUUUCAGCAACACCCAAACCAAAACUCGUAGCAACUACAAUUAGAACGACAUUUGCUCCAAAAAAAUUGAAAACGUUCACAACAACAGCACGAGCACCGAUGAGUACUUCACGAAGUCUUUCGAAGUACGAAAAAGACAGUGUUGACGGUACUUUUCAAUUUUUCUUUUUUGAUCCUGUCGAAAAAUAUUUUCAGGAGAUGAGGAAGAGGAAGAACCACUACAAGAAAACCAUUGUGUUUACCGUCACCUAAACGACGAACUUUAUCGAUACUGUCUUUUAGUCCACCAGGGAAGCAGCCGAGAUGGAGACAGGUCUGUUUUUUUUAUUACAACUUUGAAACGUGAAGAAAGCUUUUUUCUCGACUUGGACAAGUAUACAACUUCUGCAACCUACUGAACAAUCAAAAAUCGGAAACUUUUCGAUCUGGUCAUGUUUCUGAGCAUCUUAAAAAUCGUUUAUGUAUAAAUUUUCCGACAAUAUAACUUUUAAUUUUUUUUUUAAUCGAUUUUUUUUGUUCUUUUUCUCACGCCUCUGUGCCCCAAGUGGAUGAGAGAAGGUUCUAUCCGGAUAUCAGUGAUAAUCAGUGGAUUGGCUUGAGUGACCUAUCCGCCCUUGUGUGUGACGACUGGGAAUUUUUGAUGUCGUGGUACCCACUAUAAAAAUAUCUGGAGCUCUUCGGUUAUUUGCGGCGCGGAUCGAACAUGUGAUCCUGUGAACCGUAGACCGGCAUACAACCUGUUCGCUAUGGCUCACCUCUUAAAUCGAUUUUUCAACUCCAUUUGAAACAAAACUUUGUAAUUAUUUUCAAGCGUAGAAACUUUGCAAUAUCCCUUUUUAAAUAAAAUUCCGGCAAGUCGUAGUGUUUCAAAACAUAGAGUUUCAGGUGCUACCAACACGAAGGACACACAAUUUGCUGUUGCUUCGUUCCCCCUGGUAAAUCCAGAUCUCAAUAUUGGAGCAACUUUCCCUUAUAGAUCAGGAAACGUGCGACCCGACUGCGAUGGAUUUGAUAGUUCCUCCGCCGCCGUCGCCCGUACCUCCUCAACGUGUCUUGGUACUCGAUCUUUUAAAUAACCACAAAGUUGACUCAUCUUUUUGGGUUUUUAUUAUCAGUGAAACUUUAUGGAGUUUCAGAACUUCUUCCGUUUUCCUUCCCAUCUUUCCAGUCUUUUUAAGUUUAAGGAAGUGGGAUCAAACUACUACUCCUUUUUUUCUUACAAAGAAACAUUUUAUGGCCGCGGUUGAACUUUCGAUGAAAUUAUGCUGAAUUGCACAGCAGAACCUCCUCAUUCCAGAACAAGAAAAACUUUAUUCGCAAGAGUGAAGAGCCUUUAAAAUUUGCAAAUUACAAAAAUAAUGGGAAAAACGUUAUUUUUGAGGUUAGAAGCUUUAUAGCUAUUUUUUUAGAAUCAGGAAGUUUUGAAGUACAUUUUAGCCAAGUUUCAUCAAAAAAUAACCCGCGUGCAAAAAAAUGUUCCCUUGUGAGCUAUAGGCCAUCCGCGCCAGCUUGUCAUGUUUUUCUUUCCGCCAAAAGACCAGGUCAAAUUUUACCAACUUCGCUUCAAGACCUUUGUUUAUUGCCGUUAUAAAAGCAGAAAUUUGAUCUAAUUUGGUAUACGGUCUUUUUGGCGGAAAGAAAAACGUGACAAGCUGGCUAUAAUUGUCUUCUUUUCUCACUCACGUCUGUAGCAUUGCAGGUGACCGCUGCGCCAAUUGCCAUAACGACUACUUCGACGACGUCAACCUCGACCACCACUACGACCACCACUACCUCUACAACCACUACGACGGCAGCUCCGACCACGACGCAUGGCAGUUCGACGGCCGCCAACAGAACUUUGUCACGUACCAAAACAGGCACUUCGGUUUUCAGAGAACGGAAACCUUUGUUGCCGCGCCGAAAUGAAAACAAGUGAAAUUUUAAUUUGAUUUCAAAAAACCGAAGAUUUCUAAGGUGUCGGGUCAAAUACGUCAGAGCCAAAACGGGAUCCAGAACGCGGCCAGUCCUUGUGUGUGAUGACGUCACUCCAAGGACUCCCAAUAUAUUUCUCUUUGGCACUAUUAUUACCUUUUUAAUGUUUAAAUUGUUGUGAUAUCUUCUUUAAAGAUUUUUAACUAUUAAUUAUAACUAUUCAAUAAAUAAUUUGAAGAUGAACUCACCUUUUUUACAUUAAAUGAAUACACGUACCAAGAAAUUUCAUUUCUCAUUGAAGCAAUGGUUGAAGUGGACAGCAAACCCGAAUUCUGCAACAGCAACACGAAGAUCCUGAAGCCAGUUCCCAUGAAGGUCGGUUCAUCGUCAUCUUCUAAGUUCUGUAAAUAAGAAUGUAAAUGUGAGCUAUAGAGAGAUUAUUCUUUCAAACGAAUUUUCCAAAAAUAUCUUUUCGUCAAUUUUUUAUCUACAGGUGACAAUGGCCCUUUAAUAAGGCUGCAUUUUUUUUUUGACUUCUUUUUCUAUCUUUUAGAUCAAAAAAAUAUCAAAAAUCGUCCCGCGCAAUAAAAAAUCGACGCGAAAAGGUACCAUCUCAGCAGGGGCGGAGUUAGCUGGCAUUCAAAAUCUGAAUAGACUAUAUAGUCUGUGUGCCAUGACUCGAAAUUUCACGGAACAACAUUCCGCUGUUCCGCUGCGUGUGUUCGCAAAGCGUCUUUCGAACCUAGUUCACGUUUUCAAUUGAUUGUUAUUGAUGUGGGAGCACAUGAAAGUAGAAUGCCUUAAUAAAAGAAAAAAAUUAAAAGCGCGACCAAGGUUCGUUCGCAAAGGCGCGCAGCGGCACAGCGGAAUGUCGUUCCGUGAAAUUUCAUGUCGCGGCACACAGACUAUACAUCGAUCACGGUUUUUGAGCGACAUCUUCAUUAGAUUUUUUGUUCGGAAAAUAAACAAAUUUGAAACGACAACUAAAAUUUUCAAUGGUACCAAUUCAGUUUUAAUAAUUUAGUUCUUGCAUACGUCAUAAAGUCUUAAAAAUGGCCUAAUUGGAGAAAUCUGUCUUAAUUAAGUAAAAAGGAAAAAAUAUUUCCUGUAAUUUUUAUUCGUUAAUGUCGAAAACAGCCGUGCUCGUUUUAUUAAAUAGAAAAGACGGUCAGAAAUGGUCUAGUAUGGCCAGUGGAGACGAGGCAGUGCAAACCGGACUGAUCUCUGUAGGUCUGAACUGAUGAACUGAACCUGCUCUUCAUUGUUUUCGAAAAACAUGAUCAAUGAGACGACUGUAGAAAUUAUAGCUGAUUGACGGCUGGCUUGAGCCAUCAAAAAAAGGGUUCUGACACGAUGAUAAAAGAGAUAGUGCCUAGUUGAUGAAAAGCGCAGGCACGCCAUGCCCCCUCAGCGUCCCAAGUUAGCCGUGAAUCGACUAUAGAGUCUUGCGAUUUCAAAAGUACCGAAAAAACAUUACAGUUAAUUUUUUUCCCAACUUAUCUCUUUAAUUUUCCCAUCUUAUCUUUUUGAUUCGGUGGUACCUCAAUUUUGUUUUCAAAAAUUUUAACUUGUAUAUAACCAGUCAAUCUUUGAUGAUAGUAUGGAUCCAUGGCGUCCGAACGAGAAGUCGUCAAGCCGCCGCAAAAAGGACUCUUCGCGCGACUUGCCAGUUAUAUUGCGCCGACCACCGAAGCACAGCCAGUUCGAGGUUGUCAAUACUUCCAUAGAAGUACAAUCCGAUUGUAGAAGCACAAAGAAUGCAGCUGAUCAACUGCUGGGCGGACGUCGAGCCUCGGAAGCUCAACAUCAUCAUCUGCAACUAUCUCUACGACGAAAACGCACAUUCCGGACGUAGCGCAAUGUCAGCUUUUCAUCCAAAACUCAAAUAUAGUGCAUUACUGGAAAGUUUGGUCAGAGAAAUUUUGCUGUUUAUCCUUAGAAAGUUUCUGAAACAUUGGCUAGAACUCCUUUGAUGAGCUUUUUUUUUUUUAAGAAAAAGUUUUGUGCCGAAGGGACGAAAAUUAAAUUAAUUAUCUUGGUUAGAAAAAACAAGGCAGGGAAGCCAGUCUAUCAAGUAGUCUAGAAACAUCCAGUUCUUGGAAUUAUAAGCUCCAAAACCGAAGAGUACCCAUAUUCCGAAAGUUAUUGAAUAACCUGUAUUCAAAAUUGUUUAAAGGUGGGCGGAAAUGGAACGCGCGACAAGCAUGCGACGGGAGAGUAUUUUGUACACGGGAAUCGCAGCCGUCUUUCUUGUGCUUCUGGCACAGGACGCAGUAGGAAUGGUCCUCGUCUUGAUGGUCUGACCUUCACUUGAAUUAUUCCAAUUCCUUCGGUUUUCAGACUCUUCUCUUUCCUGCCGCUGCCACCAUUCUGGCGCUGCUUCCUCCGAGCGCUCAAGCCGCGCCGGCUCCAAUGCAUCCCUCCGAGAUCAGCGAGCGCAUGGUGAACUCAAUCAAGCUUAGAAAAUAAUAAGUUCAACUUUCUAGCAAACACUAACGUUUCUUAUGCGCUACUGGACCAUAUAUGGUAUAUUCCUGACGUUAGAGAAAGCAGUAGAAUCGUAAGAUUUUCGUCAUUUGGAAAAGCAAAAAAGUUACUUCAGUUUGAUCAAAUGCGGCGAGAUGCGGCUCGUCCGACUGAUUUUCCUGUCGUUGUGCCUUCUCCCUCACUUGCCGCUACUCGACUUUGUCUUCAGUUUGUCCAGAGAUCCCUCUCAGACUCCAUAAUGGUUUCAGGUAUCGUAUUGAGCAUCGUGAAACGGCUUCGGUCUUUCUUCGAACAGUACAAUUACUACCUGGUCGCGCAUUCCUGACGUCUCAAAUGUUUCUUCGAUUCAUAAAUAAUUCCCAACAUCGUUUCACUUUUUGAACUUCAGAGAGAUUCACAUAAUCAAAAAUCUUCGCAAGAGAAAAAAAAUGUACUCUGGUUAUUUUCCAUGUCUCCGGAAGAUUAUUCUUUCUUGUAAUUUCAUAAAAAGUCUCUUUUUUUAAAGAUUUUUAUUUGAAAUCUUCUUCGAUCUGAAAGCCGUUCGAUUGCGACAGCAAGAGGCUUACAGAAAUCCGGCUGCAAUCAAUAAACUUUAUUUUCAUUGUCCAUAUGAAGGAGUUUUGAAAAUAAAAUUUCCUGUGAGAACGAAAAAACAAUUUUAUUUUCAUCACGACGGCCCUCUGCAGAAAGGAAAUUUCCUCCCUGGAUCUACCUAUGGUUAGCAAUAAAAUAAAGACGCAAUAAGGAGAAGAAUUCAGCAAAUGGGGCAGUUCGAUUGCGGCAAUCAUGGACGCCAGAAGGGAAGGAAACAACCUGAGCUCCGUCAUUAUCCAACUCCGUCUCCCGUACGUUGCUCCCGCUACUUCAUUUUUCUACGAGGUUUUGUUUCAUUUUUACUCAAAUUCCAAGUCCGAUCCAAAAUUAUAAGAAAUCACUGUGUUAAAAAAAAUGGAGGCAGCUUCCUUUCUUUAUGGGGACAUGAAGGCCAGAACCGCCGAAGCGGAUCUGAUUUUUAAAUAUAUCUUGAAGCAAUGCUGCAUUAACGUGCAUUAAAACAUUUUAGGAUAUUGAAAAACAACCUGGAUACAUUGAGGUUUGUGAGAAUUUUGCAAAAAAAAUAAUUUCCACAGAAGAGUGAGAGAUUUUAUGUUGGCGAAAGUCAGAAGUGUGAAUGUGGCUUCUCAUUUUGUUCACCUCAAAGUAUCCGUUUUUUUCACGAAAAUUACCCAAAACGCAUCUUGAUGUACUUUAUAAUAAUCUUGUGAGCCUCAGUCUGCGAAAAUUCCCAGUUUUAAAGAACCGACGCCUCAAAAUUACUCUUUGAGAACAUCAUGAGGUAUGAAGAACUUUAAGAGAUUGUUCAAUACUUAAAAUUAGCAAACUUUGUAGGUUGAGAGUUUUGUGGGUUUUCAUCUGAUUCAUGAAAGUAUUUUCCAGUAAAUUCCGUAGCUCUGAAUAGAGUGAUCUUACUUGGGAAUAUUCCAUCAGAAGAAAAAAGUAGCCUACAGAAACCAUCUGAACAUUUCAAUUGUGGUCCACUCAGCGGCUUGUUGAACUAGUCCCACUCUAUUGUUGUCACCGCGCGAUUCGUAGGGGAAAAAAAGCGCAUAAUGCUACCUGAUAAUAAAAAAUUUGAUGGCCGACGUUAUGGACAAAAGGUGUUGGAAUAGAAUAUAAGCAAAAUUAUUCCAGGAGACGUUAUGUUGGGCAAGGUUGUUGAGGUUGCCGACGUCGCCACGUCGAUACCCAAGCUCUCGCCUUCUCCUUUGACUCCUCGUUCGGUCCAAGAUGUAUUAUUAUCUUAUAUUUUUCGUUGCUUUUUUCUUUUCACAUUUUCUACUGAUCUCAAUUAAUUUUUCAUUUGAAGUUUUUUUCAAGUCUUAUUUCGGGUUUUUUUGUAGGCUGUGCAAAAAGCCAUGGAGCAUGAGAUACUAAAAAAAUAAAAAAAUGUCAAAAAAAGGGCUGGCAAAUGAGAAUUUUAUACCGAUCUGCUCAAGAGGGCAAAUAUUUUACUCCGAACCCUGGAAUUUUCCGAAAACAUGCCAAACUGCAUGAGGAUCAUGGGAGUCUCGUACUGAAUGACUAUUCAUUUCUGCUAAAAAAAAACACGCCUCAAUCAUCGCUUUUUUGGACAAUGCAAUAAACAUUUUUUUUUAUGUUUUUAAUAUAGUCUGUUCUGCGGGUUUCGACUCUCCAGAACUUAAAAUAGUUCCAUUUAAAUAAUCACGAAGGUCCAAAAAGCGCAGUAAAAUUACUUUUCUUAUUUGACUAUCAAUUAUUCUACAGCUCCCUAUCGUUGAAUUCGAAGCAAACGAAAAUCAGAAAUUCAGGCGAUCGAAGAAGACUUGCCGGAAAAGAAUACACUCGAAAAGAAGCAUCCACGAAGGUUCAGUCUUGCUCACCAGGUUGGUCAACUCCUGGCGCUUCUCUCAGGUUUCUCGGAUUGAGGCCAGUUGCGAGACACAGCAUUUGGCGGGUCUGCGGCGUCAAAACACCCUUCAACACCGACGGCAGCUCAACAACGAAGUAUCACUUCGAGGGCAAAAGGUGCUGUUCAGUGAAGACAAAAACAAAUUCAAUACUUUGAGAUCCUACAACAACUUAACGACGAGGGCGUCGAGCUCAUCUGGACGGCCGACCACGACCGAAUCCUCUCAUUCUCUGCGGUAAUGAGCAGCACAGGUCACAAACCCACCUACUUGAAAAGCUGAAAAGAUUUCAAUUAUUUUUCAGCGUCUCUCUGUUCUUUUGUCGCCGAUGUCGUGCAUGCAUUUGAAGCAGCUGACUUGAGUAUUCGACAUCUUGAAUCUCGAGUCAACAAAGGUUGUUUCCGAUAGGAUUCAUUUGGAAACAAGAUCUGGCCAUCUUCAACUCUUUUUUCGGAAAAAAAAAAGACUUUACAUAAACUCUUACACUCGAACUCUUCUCUUUUCUCAAGACUCAAGGUCAAAAAUAUCUCGGGAAUUAUCCUUUAAAAAAUUUUUCCACAAAGAGUCGCUUCCAAACUUCUGAAUUUUGAGUGAUGGGGCAAGCGUUUUACAAAAAAAGCGUGCAUACCUUUAUAAAUUUGAAAAUUGAAGAAGUAACGAUUUAUGAGGAAAUUUCAUCUAGAUCUUCAGAAACUUUUGGAAGGUUGACAGAAAAUUUAGAAAAAAAUUUGUGAAAUGCUAUUUUUUCAGAUGGAAAAGGUUACGACGUGCUGAGCGAGUGUGAAGGAACUCGUCAGCAGCUGCUGGAAGCGGCGUCCAAAUUGACGCAGUCUCAUCGGGACCUCACGGCCUUCGGCAUUUACAAGCAAAAAAGAGAAGAGCCAGGUGGACUAGCCUGCUUACAAGUUUAACGGAAUCUAUGCCUUUUAUAGAGAUUUGGUUUCCUCGACACAUCAGUGACCUGGACAAGUGCUCGCGCUGCGUCACCAAGUACGAGCCAACGACAGACCCACGUCAUCCGGUGAGUUUGAAUGAUUUAUUUAGAUGUGCAGGUUGCUUGCAGGGACAUGGAGACGAAGCCUACAUCGCACGACGACAAUUCCUCAACGAUCUAGCUCUCGAAUACAAGCAGUAAGUUUCUAUGCGUCGUUAGUUAUCAAUUCGAAAAUAGUGGUGACGAAAUUCCACUGGUUGAUUACACUGAAGCGGAGCACCAAACGUGGAAAGCCGUCUAUGAAAAGCUACGAGAACUUCACGUCUCUCACACGUGCACAGCUUACAGGUUUUUUCCGCAGUUUCUGAUUGUACCUGCAUAACCAGGCAAAGUUCGUGGGUGGAGCUGAAAAAGGUCCCUCCAAUGAAAAUUUAAUUUUUCGAGGCUCAAAAAAAAAAAAAAAAAAUGGAAAAAGGGUAAGGCAGCAAAAAGAAAACUUUUUCUACCUUUUUAGAGGAACUCUAAGCGCCCUUCGAACUUUUCCUGUUUAGGAUAAGCUUAAACUUCACGUUCAGAGAAAAUCUCAAGAUGCUCGAAGAAGAAAAUGUGUUGAACAGCGAGCGCAUUCCACAGAUUCGCGACAUUAACAAGUUCUUACAGAGUAAUUUGUCUUGUCGGGCCGAAAAAAAUUUUGAGAGACUACAGAAAAAUCGGGCUUCAUUCUGCGGCCAUGUAGUGGUCUUCUCUCCGCCCGCGACUUUCUCGCCAGCUUGGCCUUCCGCGUCUUUCAAGUUGAGAAGAGUCGCAUCCGACAUGAAGAGAACAUCCUUUCAGACCACGACAUACCUGAGGCAUUCCGAAAGUCCCCACCAUUCACCUGAGCCCGAUCUCAUCCAUGAACUCCUCGGACACGUGCCUAUGUUCGCAGAUCCUAUUUUGGCGCAGAUGAGCCAAGACAUCGGUCUAAUGAGCCUUGGAGCCAAUGACGAAAAGAUUGAGAAGCUGGCAACUGUCUAUUGGUGUGUUUUUGGGUAAUAAUCUCCAAAACUUUUUGAAUUGUAAACGUAUAAAAAAGCUAAAAAUCGUCGAAAUAGUUUUCACUGAUCACGGCGUUUUUUUCUACGACGCCACGCCCCACUUUCCUCCGUAAAGUGUCGUGUGUCGUGUGCAUGCACUGCGCCGCAUUCGCGCAGAAAAUUGCGUUUAUAUAGAGAAAUUUCGAUUCUUUUUGAAUACCUCUGGCAAUACGGUGGCCUGUGCUUUUAAUAUGCCCUGUUAAUUACGUUCUAAGAGCCGAAAUCUCUGCCGUCCCCAUGACGGAACGGCGGAUAUUUUGGCUCCGCCCACUGUGUUUUUGGUUUCGCAUUUUCUUCCACUAACAAAAAUUUCGUGUGAUUUCAAAGAAACUUUUUCAAAAUUUGCCUUUUGAAUGAAAAUUACGGCGAGGGGUUAGUAUAAAUGAUGAAUAACAGACCUUAAAGGAAAAAUUUUAAAUUUUUAAAGUUUUUACUUCUGAAGGUUUAUCAUCGAGUUUGGACUUUGUCGAGAAGAUGGACGGCUGAAAGCCAUUGGCGCAGGUCUUUUGUCGGCCUAUGGCGAGUUGAUGGUAUCUCGCUUCAAGACCAGGCUCUCGGAUUCGAAUCGUUUCAGCACGCGUGCUCAGACGUUCCGCAGCACAAAGACUUUGACCCAGAGGUCACUGCUCUCCAAACCUACGAAGACUCGGACUACCAGCCGCUCUACUUUGUCGCCGACAGUCUGCACGAAGCCCUCUCCAAACUAAAGUUCGGUUUCUUUUCCAAAUCACGUCGAACAGCAGACAAUAUCAGGAAGUACGCUUCGUCGAUGGACCGCCCAUUCUCCGUGAUUUACAACCCGUUCACCAGCUCCGUCGAGACCAUUCGAUGCACCGGCGACCUCGAACAAGCGUUUGGUCGGGUGAGCGAUGAGCUAGGAGCCAUCUCACACGCCGCAGAACACAUCAAAAAAAGCACCUAG
Molecule: messenger RNA, 11863 nt
Organism: Caenorhabditis auriculariae
Lineage: Eukaryota; Metazoa; Nematoda; Chromadorea; Rhabditida; Rhabditidae
Source: the annotation of a GenBank genome assembly